AUGCAUGAACUACCGCGAGAUUGUGUCAUGGACGAGCUGGAUAAAGCCUUGAAUCGCAAGAGUGGAUUCAAGUAUAUUGCCACUGAUCAGUUUGAUGCCAGACAGCAUGUCCGACUACUAAGGACCGUGUCCCGCGAAAGAGAUGGGCCGCUCAGCUACAGUCUGGAGAUUGUGCCUCUCGAGCACCUCCGUGGCGUAAGCUACAAAGCGCUCUCAUAUACCUGGGGUCGCGCGGACUUAGUAGACGCGAUUCUUGUAGAUGGUCAAAAAAUUUUCAUCCGCCGCAAUCUUUAUGACUUCCUAGAAAUCGCCUCGGCGAAGGGGGAGCAUGGGUUAUUAUUCAUCGAUGCCAUCUGCAUCAACCAAAAUGAUCACAAUGAGCGACAGUCAGCUGUCCAGGAGAUGGCACGCAUCUACCGCAAUGCAGACCAAGUCAUUGGAUGGCUGGGACCUCUUGAACCGCCCGCGCUCGACAAUGUGCGUGCCCUGGUUCACCGGAGCCACCGUCCGGCUGCCUGGACAGCGGCGCAAUGGGAUGGCUUCCGAUAUCUCAGCUGCUGCCGGUACUGGAGCCGCGUCUGGGUUGUCCAAGAGGUGCUGCUCGCCUCAAAUAUGAGCGUCUGGUGCGGCGCCUUCACGUUUCCGCUUACACUAUUCGGCAUGUCCACGCCUACCAUGCCACGGGCGGAAAUAAGAGUUGACGACAACGGACGGCCUGCAAAGGCCGUGAGCGCGCUGUCGCUCCUCCGCAGCCCCGCGGAGACCAUCGUCACGCACAGAUCCCGCCUGGUGCAUCUACGGAAUCCGUACACAGUAACGGAAACGUUCCAAUCGCAGACGCCGGAUCUUCUCCAUGAGGCGGUGAGCAACUUCGGAAGCUUGGAAAGCUCAGAUCCAAGAGACAAGCUAUACGGGCUUCUUGGAAUCCUAGAUGAGCGAACCAGGGCGAGGGUGGAGCCGGAUUACACGAAAGGUGUGAGUCAUGCCUUUUACCAGGCGCUGAAGAUCGGCUUACAGGAGCUCCAUUGCGAUAGCGGGGUGGUGUCCUGCCCCAAGGAGGCGGCGCUUGGGAGGUACCUUGCAUACUACUGCGACGCACGCGAUGCGUUUGGCAUGGCGGACGGAGAGAGUAUUUCCCUUCUGCGGCAGGUUCUGAGCGAGCUUUGCUUCCAAACCGUCUUGGAGGGUGCUACGCUCGAGGUGCAAUGGCAGCAGCAGUUCGUAUGGCGUGAUAGCGAGCUCGUUGUUUUCCCGGACUUCAAGCGGCUACUCGCGCAGGCUGAAGAGAAGGAUGAGGAGCUGUACCCAAAAUGUACAGAUUUUGAGACACAAGGGCAAUUAUUCAAGUUCCACGCACGUCAACAUGGCUUGAUCAAGAGGCUGGGUGCGGCUACCUCGCACCUUUUGCAACGAAGAUCAAGAAUUGGGGGCAACUACCAUGCUCUUGGCUGA
This is a messenger RNA of Endocarpon pusillum Z07020, 1452 nucleotides long. RefSeq lists its product as uncharacterized. The record is from RefSeq and is a predicted model, not a curated record. Lineage: Eukaryota; Fungi; Ascomycota; Eurotiomycetes; Verrucariales; Verrucariaceae. The coding region runs from base 1 to 1452 and encodes 483 amino acids. The transcript has a single exon.